Myotis lucifugus (little brown bat) is the source of this 1378-nucleotide messenger RNA. RefSeq names its product endogenous retrovirus group K member 10 Gag polyprotein-like. The record is from RefSeq and is a predicted model, not a curated record. The transcript has a single exon. Gene Ontology annotation, molecular function: zinc ion binding; nucleic acid binding. The annotation marks the transcript as partial. Gene Ontology annotation, biological process: viral process. NCBI's taxonomy places the organism in Eukaryota, Metazoa, Chordata, Mammalia, Chiroptera, Vespertilionidae.
GAGGGCAGUGAUAUAGAGGAUGUGUUGGAAUGCUUUUUAGAAAAAUUAAAGCUUCUUGGCAAGAAAAAGAGAAGCCGCGGGGGCCGUUCCCGCCGCUCUCCGCUGCCUUGUGCAGCACCAGUUCCACUUUCCCCUCUCCAAAUGGCUUUGCAGGAGGCACAAAAGUGUGGUGAGGAAUUGGGCAUUCACGCCUUCCCUGUUAUGGAACAGGUGAACCCUCACAUGGGACAGCGUGAGCGUGCUUAUGAACCGCUUCCUUUUAAAACCUUAAAAGAGUUAAAAACAGCCUGUGCUCAGUAUGGGCCCACUUCCCCUUAUACUUUAACCAUCUUGGAAACUAUGGCCUCAGAGGCUCUCCCACCUAAUGAUUGGAGAGCUAUUGCCAAGGCUUGUUUAUCAGGAGGGGAUUAUCUCUUGUGGAAAUCAGAAUAUGAUGAAAAGGCUAAGGAGCAAGCUUCUCGUAAUCGAGCUGCCCAGAUUAAUAUUUCUUAUGAAAUGCUGGUAGGUGAAGGAGUUUAUGCUGAUACCCACAAUCAAAUUCAAUACCCCCAGGAAGCUUAUGGACAGAUUAAUGGAGCUGGGAUUAGAGCCUGGAAAAAGUUACCCACCUCUGGUCAGAAAACAGAGGAGCUCUCAAAAAUUAUUCAAGGGCCAGAUGAAAAGUAUCAGGAUUUUGUCUCUCGGCUAUUACAGGCUGUUGGCCGAGUAGUGGUGGAUGGAGAAGCUGGCAUGUUAAUAGUUAAACAGUUGGCAUAUGAAAACGCCAGCACUGCCUGCCAAGCUGCACUGCGGCCCUAUCAAAGACAGGGGACUCUCUCAGAUUAUAUCCGAAUUUGUGCAGAUAUUGGUCCCUCAUAUAUACAAGGAGUUGCCAUUGCAGCUGCAUUAAAGGGAACCACCAUUAAAGGAAUUCUUCAGCAACAAUUUAGCACAGGGAAAAGUCCAACAUACAAGUGUUACACUUGUGGAGGAACAGGACACAUAGCAAAACAGUGUCCUUCUAAUAAAGGGAUUAAUAAAGGAAAUGGCAGAGGUCCCAAACAACCUGGACUGUGCCCUAAAUGUAAAAAAGGAAAACAUUGGGCAAAUGAGUGUAAAUCUAAGACAGAUAUCCAGGGAAAUUCUUUGCCUCAACACCAGUCGGGAAACUACCAAAAGGGGCCAGCCCAGCCAUGGCAAAUAACAGGGGCAUUGUCUAUUUACCCUCCUGUCUCUAUGCCAUCUCAAGGCCAGCAGGCUGCACAGCACCCAGCCUGCCCCAGAGAGCAAAAUAGAUACAAGAGCUAUUCCGAGCAACCCCCGGAAGUACCGGGCUGGACCUUGGAUCCAUAGGAAUAAGACAUUCUGUCUGCCCUGGGUGCUGCCCUUGCCUACUGAA